AUGGACGAUGCCACGACGAUCAACGCGGUGAUCGCAAUUCUAGUCAUCUUUGUCGUUCUCCGGUACGUGAUCUUCAAUGGCUCCGAGGAACAUAAUCCCAACCCAGACGCCCCCAUUGCUCACAGACCCGAUGAGUUCCGGGAGCUGUCCAACAUCGAGCAGCAUGCCGCCGCCCUGCAGGCCGAGCGAAUCACACGAGAGUACGACGAGCGACAGCGGCGACCGGUGACCCAGAGCAUGAUUGAGGUGGUCCAGGCCAUUGCUCCUAACGUAUCUGUGGCUCAGAUCCGAUGGGAUCUGGAAAAGACAGGCAACAUCGAGGCCACUGUGGAGCGAUAUCUGAGCGAGGGCACCCUCCCUCAUCCCCCCAAGUACGAUCCCGAACCUGCAUCCACGUCCAGCACACGAAAUCCUACAGAGCCAUCAAAGGCCAGCAAGAUGGAGUGGAAGAACACAAAAGAGGAGCGACAGGAGCAACUGCUCAAGCAGCGACAAACCAUGCUGGAGGACGCCCGAAAGAAGUUUCUGGACAAGAAGUAA
This is a messenger RNA of Yarrowia lipolytica CLIB122, 540 nucleotides long. RefSeq lists its product as uncharacterized. Gene Ontology annotation, molecular function: ubiquitin binding. The record is from RefSeq and is a predicted model, not a curated record. NCBI's taxonomy places the organism in Eukaryota, Fungi, Ascomycota, Dipodascomycetes, Dipodascales.